Symbiodinium sp. CCMP2456 is the source of this 735-nucleotide messenger RNA. The record is from the annotation of a GenBank genome assembly. NCBI's taxonomy places the organism in Eukaryota, Dinophyceae, Suessiales, Symbiodiniaceae.
AUGGCGCACACGAAAGCCACCCGCCGCGUGCUGCCUGCGGCCCUGGCGCUUGUGGUGGGCCUUGUUUCCUUCGAUUCCGCCUUCAUUGCUCCCGGUGCGAGCCCAUCCAGGCCUGCAAUGCCGCGCAUGGAGCGUGCUGGACCCCUGCCGGAGCAGAUCGACGCUGGGACGUCGGUGCCUCGCGCUCGCCGGGCUGCAGUUGUGGCUGCGCUGGCGUUGCUGGUGCUGGCUCCUCGGGCGCGCGCCGUGGAGGAGAUGAGUGACGCGGCCGUCACCGAAGCCGCCAAGUCGCUGAGCAAAUUCGAGCAGAGAGUCCUGCUGGAGGCUGCGACCGAGCCGGCGUUCACUGGUAAGACCACCAAUGGCUACGCCUGGGACAACAAGGAGGAGGGGACCUACGUGUCACCGAUUAGUGGCCAGCCGCUCUUCUCCUCAAAGGCGAAGUACAACAGUGGUACGGGGUGGCCUUCUUUCUGGGCCCCCGUCAGCUCCGAUACCGUCUUGGAGCGCACAGACCCGGGCGACAUGGAUAACUUGCCGAAGAUGUUCUGGCGCACUGAGGUCCUUGACCGUGCCUCGGAAACACACCUUGGCCAUGUCUUCGAUGACGGUCCUCCGCCUACAGGCAAGCGAUAUUGCAUCAAUGCUGCUGCGCUGAAGUUCGUGCCUGGCACAGCACCGGAGGGCGACCCCAAGCAGGCCUCGAAAUGGGGCCCUCUCUCCCUGUUCUCCUGA